AUGAAUGGUACGGAUGGCACUACAAUGGGCUCAUUUCUAUCUCGAUCGGCCACUGUUUAUAUAUUUCAAGGGGACGCGUGCAAAUCAUUUCACAUCAAAUACAAGACCGACUCUUCUGUGAGAGGAAUAUCGACCUAUCGUUUUGUUUUCCCGCAAUCGUUGUUCGCCUCUCCGGACAAAAACGCCGACAAUCGAUGCUUUUGUCGGACACCCGCUCAUUACGAGCAGUGCGACGGCAUAUUUGACCUAGGUCCCUGUCAAAUGGGCGCACCCCUCGCCUUCUCUUUUCCUCAUUUUCUUUACGCGAGUAAUACUAUUAGAGGAGGCGUUGAGGGCUUAACACCGCUUAUCGAUAAACACGAAAGUUUCUUUGAUAUCGAACCG
Messenger RNA from Medioppia subpectinata, 384 nucleotides. The record is from the annotation of a GenBank genome assembly. Lineage: Eukaryota; Metazoa; Arthropoda; Arachnida; Sarcoptiformes; Oppiidae.